AUGGCCUCUCAACUUGGCCCUGACCAUGGAGCCAUGAAACCUGAGGCUGGUGGUCAUGCAGCUCUGGGUUCAGAGUCAGGAGUUGAAUGCAUGCAAAAAAAAUGUGAUGAGCCACUUGUGUCUGGACUACACCAUGCAGCUUUCAGUAGCUCGUCCUCUAUGUCUGGGAGCUAUUCACCUGGCUAUGCCAAGAUCAACAAGCGAGGGGGUGCCGGGGGAUGGUCUCCAUCAGACAGUGACCAUUAUCAGUGGCUUCAGGUUAACUUUGGCAAUCGGAAGCAGAUCAGUGCCAUAGCAACUCAAGGAAGAUACAGCAGCUCAGACUGGGUGACCCAAUAUCGCAUGCUGUACAGUGACACUGGGAGAAACUGGAAACCCUACCAUCAGGAUGGGAAUAUCUGGGCAUUUCCUGGGAACGUCAACUCCGAUAGUGUUGUCCGGCACGAUUUACAGCAUCCAGUCAUUGCCCGCUAUGUCCGCUUCGUGCCUCUGGAUUGGAAUGGAGAAGGCCGCAUUGGGCUCAGGAUCGAGGUCUAUGGCUGUUCUCACUGGGCUGAUGUUAUCAACUUCGAUGGCCAUGUUGUGUUACCAUAUAGGUUCAGAAACAAGAAGAUGAAAACACUGAAAGAUGUCAUUGCCUUGAAAUUUAAAACCUCUGAAAGUGAAGGGGUAAUCUUGCACGGGGAAGGACAGCAAGGGGAUUAUAUUACUUUGGAACUCAAAAAAGCCAAGCUGGUCUUCAGUUUAAACCUAGGAAGCAACCAGCUUGGCCCCAUAUACGGCCACACGUCCGUGAUGACAGGAAGUCUGCUGGACGACCACCACUGGCAUUCUGUGGCUAUCGAGCGCCAGGGCCGGAGCAUCAACCUCACCCUGGACAGAAGCACGCAGCACUUCCGCACCAACGGGGAGUUCGACUACCUGGAUUUGGACUAUGAGAUAACCUUUGGAGGCAUACCUUUCUCCGGAAAGCCAAGUUCCAGCAGUAGAAAGAAUUUCAAAGGCUGCAUGGAAAGCAUUAACUACAAUGGCAUCAACAUAACAGAUCUGGCAAGAAGGAAGAAGCUUGAGCCCUCAAAUGUGGGAAAUUUGAGUUUCUCGUGUGUGGAGCCCUACACAGUGCCUGUCUUUUUCAAUGCCACCAGUUACCUGGAGGUGCCUGGACGGCUUCACCAGGACCUGUUUGCGGUUAGCUUCCAGUUCAGGACUUGGAACCCCAGUGGUCUCCUGCUUUUCAGUCAUUUUGCGGAUGACCUGGGCAACGUGGAGAUUGACCUCACUGACAGCAAAGUCGGUGUUCACAUCAACGUCACACAGACCAAGAUGAACCAGAUAGACAUUUCGUCAGGUUCUGGGUUGAAUGAUGGCCAGUGGCAUGAGGUCCGUUUCUUAGCGAAGGAGAAUUUUGCUGUUCUCACUAUCGAUGGAGAUGAAGCCUCAGCAGUUCGAACUAACAGUCCUCUUCAAGUUAAAACUGGCGAAAAGUACUUUUUCGGAGGUUAUCUGAACCAGAUGAAUAACUCAAGUCACUCUGUCCUUCAGCCUUCAUUCCAAGGAUGUAUGCAGCUCAUUCAAGUGGAUGACCAACUUGUAAAUUUAUCCGAAGUGGCGCAAAGGAGGCCUGGAAGUUUUGCAAAUGUCAGCAUUGAUAUGUGUGCCAUCAUAGAUAGGUAA
Odocoileus virginianus texanus is the source of this 1674-nucleotide messenger RNA. NCBI's taxonomy places the organism in Eukaryota, Metazoa, Chordata, Mammalia, Artiodactyla, Cervidae. The record is from RefSeq and is a predicted model, not a curated record.